GGGGGUUGUAUGCGUGUGCCUGUCUGCAUGCGACCUCGCGCGCAAACCCCAAUAGAGACAAUCAAGCAGGCAUUCUCGCAGCUUUCUGUCCGGAGUGCCGAGAGGCGGGGAGGACGUCCCUGUCGACUGGCACUCUCUCACUACGGAACAUUUGGUGGUGAUGGCGGUGAUCAUGAUGGCUGUCAUGGUGGUGGUGAUUGCAGUGGUGCAGUGGUGGUGACUAUAAUGACGGAUGCCACCUUCCUGCACUAUCUGCAGGAGCGGGUCACACGCGCUUCCUCAGAGCAACCGCCACUGCCGCUGGUGAGACGGUUAUGCCCGCUGCCUGCCCCGUGGAGGCUGGGGCGCCUGCGGGCAAUCCGGCCGCCACGGAAAGCAUCCACUGAACUGUACCGAAUGUGUUCAGUUCUCGUCAAAAGAAACAUGUGUUGGCCAACUGGAAAUCAUGCAACAAGGCUUUGUAGAAGUGGCAAGGCAUUCGUGGACGCGACUACGAGAAGUGCACACAAUUCGUUUUCUAAAUCCGAGAGAUUAGUAGCCGACUUCAAAACUUUUGUGGAGAUUGGACAUUGAUAAGAAACACAGUCCUUCUCUUGAUUAUGCCGUCGCCCUCAUCCAGCUCCGAGUGCCACCGACUACCAGGAUAAUCAUAACAUCUGCAGCAACGGGAAUGCGAAGAGGGAAAAAGAGAGAGAGACAAAGAGGGAGAACGAAGGAGGGACGACAGACUGAGAGAAAGGGUGAAGGUGAGAAACGAAGAGAGAGGGGAAGGAAGCGAUAGAAACGAGGGAAAAGGAAUUAACAAAAUGCGGUAUAAAACUGGUGUCAAAUGUAAGAAAACAAACUAAAAGAAACAUGCUACGUAGAUACUGAUUUAACAUACUGUUUGCAUCUGCGAUAAACAAAGCAACUUACUUUAGCAAAUAUGUAACCAGUUUAUUUUCAAAAUACUCUAAUAUUUGUAAUUAUCCUGAUUAUUGCCAUCAUGUAUAUUCUGCACAGUAAUGUCUGGAUCUAUGUGUAAUAUGAGUUAUGUUUAUCAAAUGAUCUACAGCAAUAAUUCAUAUAGCUUUUAGAAAUGUCUACUGCUGCAAAACAAGCACCAAAUGAAAUACCACAAUAAGUAUAAGCUGGGUAUAAGGAUAAAAAAACAAGUUUAAGAUAACCAUGGAUUAUUGGAUAACUGAUGUGAUAACGAUAAGGAUAAUCAUGAUUAGCAAUUAUCCUGUCUCUGUCUCUCUCUCUCUUUACCUUCGUCUAUCUCUCUCUUUCGCCCUCUUUACCUCCG
Penaeus chinensis is the source of this 1288-nucleotide messenger RNA. RefSeq lists its product as uncharacterized. NCBI's taxonomy places the organism in Eukaryota, Metazoa, Arthropoda, Malacostraca, Decapoda, Penaeidae. The transcript has 2 exons. Bases 10 to 573 code for a protein of 187 amino acids. The record is from RefSeq and is a predicted model, not a curated record.